CUUUAAUAAACGCGCCUUCAGUCAAGGUGCCACUCUUAUUAUUUCAUUAACUCUUGUUUACUAAUACAUUCCAAAUGGCUUACCCACCAAAAGUUUCCGCCAUUGAACUCGAGGAGUUACGCAUUUCUGCCAUUGAUUGGGCUCUUGCUCAUGGACUUAUUGUUCGUCCCACUGUUUCAAACCAAAAUUUGUUUGCAAGUACCUCCGUAGUGAAUCACGCACCAUUUGCCCUAUAUCCUUCAAGUUUUCCCAGGGCAGAGUUUGAGAAGGCCAAGGGGCUUCAACAACCAUGGAAUACUUUGAUUCACAAAAUGAGCCAAGAUGAUUCUCUUAUAACUGAGGUUAUGGAAACUCUUUCAAAAGUUGAUGAAUUUAUGAGUCAGCUCUAUAAGGUGUAUUUGACUGUUAAAAAUGAAGGGUUUGCCCAGACUGCAUCACUCGGUAUACAUCGUUGCGACUAUCUGUUGCACUCUGACGACGGAAAUGAUAUCAGAAAUGCUCAUAUUCAGCAAGUCGAGUUCAACACAAUAUCAUCUAGCUUUGGUUCUUUGAGUACCCGUACUUGUGAGCUCCAUAGAUAUCUCUUGGGAUCUCUUGAUAGUUACGCAGGUGGGCAGAUAAAGUUGAACCAGCUUCCUGAAAAUAAUGCGAUCGAAGGAUUUGCUAAUGGCCUCGCAAGUGCAUGGGAGCAUUAUGGCAAGCCUGAUGCCUACAUUUUGAUGGUGACUCAGCCUGGAGAGAGAAAUGUGUUUGAUCAAAGAUGGAUUGAAUACAGUCUUGUAGAUAAACAUGGCAUCCAUCUCAUGAGACGUACUUUGGCUGAAAUUGAACAAAGAGCUAUUAUUAAUCCCACCACCAAGACAUUGACAAUGGAUGGUCACGAAAUUGCUGUUACUUACUUCCGUGCCGGUUAUGGCCCAGAGGAUUACCCUACUCAAAAGGAAUGGGAUGCCAGACUUAAAUUAGAACGCUCUUUAUCUAUCAAAUGUCCCACUGCAGCCUAUCAGAUUGUCGGUGGCAAGAAAGUACAACAAGUACUUACUGUUCCAGGUCGUCUGGAGCGUUAUGUAGACGUAUACACCGCAGAUCUUUUGCGCGAAUCAUUUGCCGGAUUAUAUCCUCUUGAUGCCUCUCCUGAAGGUAUUAACGCAUACAAGUCGGCUUUGGCGCAUCCAGACCGUUACGUGCUUAAGCCACAGAGAGAAGGAGGAGGACAUAACUUUUAUGGCCAGGAUGUUGUGAAUGAAUUGAAAAAAUUGAGCGUAGAAGAGCGCAAUGCAUAUAUUCUUAUGAGCCUUAUCAAGACCCCUCCUUCAAAGAAUCUGAUGGUGCGUGAAGGAGAGAUUAUUGAAGGCGAUGUAGCAAGUGAACUGGGAAUUUACGGUAUUUAUUUGAGUGAUGGUGACAAAGUUCUGGUGAAUGAGGUUGGCGGCCAUUUGCUGCGUACAAAAGGGCACAGUACCAACGAGGGUGGUGUUGCAGCAGGAUUUGCCGUUAUUGAUAGCCCUCUGUUAGUGUAAUAACCUUCUAAUCAUACACACACACAUAUACACAUACACAUAUAUAUAUAUAUACAUACAUAUUUAUUUAUCAGUUAAUUAUAAACUUAUAUCUGAACAAACUUACAGAAAAUGAUUGUUCAGUUUGUCUUGCUCGAUUUAU
Messenger RNA from Phycomyces blakesleeanus NRRL 1555(-), 1662 nucleotides. RefSeq lists its product as hypothetical. The transcript has 9 exons. Gene Ontology annotation, molecular function: glutathione binding; glutathione synthase activity; ATP binding. The record is from RefSeq and is a predicted model, not a curated record. Gene Ontology annotation, biological process: glutathione biosynthetic process. The coding region runs from base 75 to 1520 and encodes 481 amino acids. NCBI's taxonomy places the organism in Eukaryota, Fungi, Mucoromycota, Mucoromycetes, Mucorales, Phycomycetaceae. Gene Ontology annotation, cellular component: cytosol.